AAACCCAGUACCUCAACUCUCCAAACUGCAUUCCCUGUGAUCCUCGUCUCACUCCCGGACGUUGGAGCAAUUCUCGUCACAACGAUCGGAAAUCCGGCUGCUUUUGCCACGAAUCACCGCUUCACACAAUCGAUGAGGUGUAAUGAUUUGAAACGUGCCGUGGAAGAUGUAGUCCUUCGUCCAGAUGAGAAUCGUCUAACCGAUCUUCAUCACAGAGACACCAUCGCAGCCUUAGAUCUUUGCCAACUGGAACCUUCAUCGCCAGCUCCACGACCAGACGAAAUAUCAGCAUCCACAAUGAACGCGUGCUCUUGUUCCAGUGAAAUAGUCGGAAUUCAAACAUCUUCUACAGUAAUGGCAGAUUCAACACGUCCACCACCUCCAUUAUGUGCAAGUUCUUCCUUAGACGCUAUCAUGUUCCGGCAGCAGCCUAUCCCGUCCCACAGGCAUUCGGCAAGCGGGUCUCGAAGGCAAUCGAGGGUUUAUUCGAAUUUACAUUCCAAGAGGAAGAGGAGUAAUUCGUUAACUAAUUAUAAUAAGGGUCAAUCUCUGUCAGUUUCUCUUCCACCAUCAGCUCGACAUACACCUCAUCGAUUUGUGAAUGAAGAAGAUGCAUUUCGAAACUCAAUGGCGUCGUCUGAUUCGCAUUCUUCAGUCGCUCGUAGUGAUGAGUACAAUAAUGGUUACGUACUGGAAGAGGAAGAAUCAGCAAUUCCUCCAGGAGCUCCACCGGAUCCUCCCUCUCUUCUCCACUCAAAUCACUCAACAUGCUCAUCAUCAUCGUCAUCGAAUCCGUUCACCUCUUACCGUCAACCCAGAAAUGAAUUUGACGAUGAUAUGAUGGAUUGCGACUAAUCUAAAAAAAAUCGAAAAAAAUUCCGUUUGGAAUUUUUUCUCCAACUGUUCACCUAGCUUAACCUUGCCGUUUUUCAAAUCCAUGUCAUAAGUUUACAUCCACUUUCUCAUCCAAUUGUAGUCGUUUUCCAUCAGAUUCUCGUCUAGAACACCGGUCCUGUCGCUCCCCCUUUUCCCCAAACAUUUGUCAUUUUUUCCUGAAUUUUCGUUUGCUUUUCUUUGUGAUUUUAUGUUAAACUGCUUUAAUAUGUUGUGCUAUCAUAAGAUAAUAAACUUAUUUUUUCU
Molecule: messenger RNA, 1140 nt
Organism: Caenorhabditis elegans
Lineage: Eukaryota; Metazoa; Nematoda; Chromadorea; Rhabditida; Rhabditidae
Gene: K10G9.2
Product: Bestrophin homolog
Exons: 5
Coding region: 133-855 (240 amino acids)
Source: RefSeq, marked reviewed